AUGAAGAUAGAGAGGAAGACGAGUAGAGGACCAAAAGAGGGGCGGAGAGAAGAGACACAAGAAGAACAAGAAGGAGAGGAUGUUGGAGGAGGAGAAGACGAGGAACGACGAGGAGGAGGAAGGAGGAGACAAGACGAGACGAGACGAGACGAGGAAGAAGGAAGAGAGAAGAGGAGAGAGCAACCCAAUACAACAAUACACAAUACAGCUCGGAUACAGCUAGUAUCCCGCCGCUUUGGGCCUAGUGAGGCUUGUUCUACUCAGGGUCCAGACCUCGGGCCAGGCGCCCAUUGCGUCCGCUGA
This is a messenger RNA of Blastomyces dermatitidis ER-3, 303 nucleotides long. RefSeq lists its product as uncharacterized. The transcript has a single exon. The record is from RefSeq and is a predicted model, not a curated record. The coding region runs from base 1 to 303 and encodes 100 amino acids. NCBI's taxonomy places the organism in Eukaryota, Fungi, Ascomycota, Eurotiomycetes, Onygenales, Ajellomycetaceae.